Molecule: messenger RNA, 2610 nt
Organism: Nicotiana tabacum (common tobacco)
Lineage: Eukaryota; Viridiplantae; Streptophyta; Magnoliopsida; Solanales; Solanaceae
Source: RefSeq, a predicted model, not a curated record
UAUUUUCUCAGAUCAGCUCUUGUGGUCAUUUCUUCUCCUUUUCUGUACCCCUUGUUGUCAUGUGAAGCUGUUUAUGUAGAUGACAUUCCAUCACCACCAAACUGCCUGCAUGGAGCGUUUAUCUACAGCACAAAACCAUUAGCAGGUGUAAAAGGAAUCCAGCUUGAGUAUAAUUCAUUAACAGAUGGAUUCACCGACAUUAUUACUUUCAAGGAUAUCCCAAGUGGAGGGUCAAAUGUAGGAUCUAUUACAAUGUUUGGCCCUGAGCCUUUAUUCGCAGAUGAUCUCGCCCGAUGUGCUGGCGAGAGAAUUGCAGUUGCGGUUGCUGACACUCAGAGGUCUGCUGACGUGGCUGCCACAACAGCCCUUGUUGAAUAUGACACUGUAAAUGUAAAUUCACCCAUUUUAACUGUCGAGGAAGCUGUUGAGAAAUCUAGCUUUUUCCAAAUCCCGCCAUUUCUAUAUCCAAAACAGGUUGGUGAUUUCUCAAAAGGAAUGGCUGAAGCUGAUCACAAGAUUCUCUCUGCUGAGGUAAGACUUGGUUCCGAGUACUAUUUUUAUAUGGAGACACAGACUGCCCUUGCGAUUCCAGAUGAAGACAACUGUAUGGUUGUUUAUACUUCAAGCCAGUGCCCUGAGUAUGCGCAAAAUGUGAUUGCCAGUUGUCUUGGUGUUCCUGAACACAAUAUCCGUGUAAUUACAAGAAGGGUUGGAGGUGGCUUUGGGGGCAAGGCAGUCAGAGCAAUGCCUGUUUCGACAGCCUGUGCACUUGCAGCAUACAAGUUAAGGCGGCCUGUGAGGAUAUAUGUCAACCGGAACAGCGACAUGAUAAUGACAGGAGGAAGACACCCAAUGAAAGUAACAUACAGUGUAGGAUUCAAGUCAAGCGGAAAGAUCACAGCAUUACAUCUUGAUAUAUUGAUAAAUGCUGGGAUUUCGGAAGAUAUAAGCCCCCUCCUACCAUCAAAUGUGAUUAAAGCAAUAAAGAAAUAUGAUUGGGGUGCCUUAUCUUUUGAUGUAAAAGUAUGCAAGACGAAUCUUACCAGCAAAUCAGCUAUGCGGGCCCCUGGGGAGGUGCAAGGAUCUUAUAUUGCCGAAGCUAUAAUAGAGCAUGUAGCGAGUUUACUGUCAAAGGAGGUGGAUUCUGUCAGAAAUAAAAAUGUUCAUACAUUUGAAAGCAUUAACUUAUUCUAUGAUAACAUCGUAACUGAAGUAGGAGAAUAUACGUUGCCUGGUAUCAUGGAUAAGUUGGCUGUGUCCUCGAGCUUUUUCCAACGUAGCAAGAUGGUGGAACAGUUUAACCAGAAAAACACAUGGAAGAAAAAGGGUAUUUCUCGACUGCCAAUAAUAUUUGAAGCUAUGCAACGACCAACCCCAGGAAAAGUCAGUAUCCUGUCGGAUGGAUCAAUUGUUGUAGAGGUUGGAGGGAUUGAAAUUGGCCAAGGGCUAUGGACAAAGGUUAGACAGAUGACUGCAUAUGCUCUUGGUUUAAUUGAAAGUAGUUGGAGCGAAGAACUUGUAGAGAAAGUACGAGUCAUACAAGCAGACAGCUUAAGCUUAGUGCAAGGCGGGUGUACGGCUGGAAGCACUACAUCGGAAUCAAGCUGUGAAGCAGUUAGGCGUUGCUGUAGUGUCUUGGUUGAAAGACUGACUCCUCUGAAGAAACAGUUGCAGGAACAAAAUGGCUCUCUUGAUUGGCCAACGCUCAUUCGCCAGGCACAAAUGCAAGCAGUAAACUUAUCAGCAAGUUCUUAUUAUGUACCAGAAUCCAGUUCCAUGAGUUAUUUGAACUUUGGUGCUGCUGUCAGUGAGGUGGAGAUAGAUAUUCUGACGGGAGAAACUACCAUUUUGCAGUCGGAUAUUAUUUACGAUUGUGGGCAGAGCUUGAAUCCAGCUGUCGAUAUGGGACAGAUUGAAGGGGCUUAUGUACAAGGUAUUGGAUUUUUUAUGCACGAAGAAUAUCUUACAAACGAAGAUGGGUUGAUGGUCUCAAAUAGCACUUGGACAUACAAGAUCCCAACUAUUGACACCAUACCCCGGAAUUUCAACGUUCAUUUGGUAAACAGCGGACAUCAUGAAAAACGGGUUCUCUCUUCCAAAGCAUCUGGUGAACCGCCACUGCUAUUGGCAGCUUCAGUCCAUUGUGCAACAAGAGCAGCCGUUAAAGCAGCAAGAGAACAACUCAAACUUUGGGGCAAGCUCGACGAGUCUGCUUCAGAAUUCUAUCUGGAUGUUCCUGCCAUAUUACCUGUUGUGAAGACGCAGUGUGGUCUGGAUUAUGUGGAGAAAUACUUGCAAAGUUUGCUCACUCAGAAAUCAAACUAAAUCGCGGAAUAUCACACAGUUGGAGACAUUUUCUGUGGUCUGAAUCACAAGGAAAAAGUGCUCAAUAUGUCUCAAAUGAUACUGAAUACUUGUUUUUUCUUCAAAUCUUCUUAAGAAUUUGAACUGUCUGUUUCCAAAAAAUGGAUGAUGAAAGUUUCUUUUGUAAUUCUGUCUAUAACAACCUUAGUGUAAAUUCAGAUUGUAUAGCAGUAAAAAUAAUAUUGUGUAUUCAACUGAAUUAUAAGUUGAAGAAUAGAGAAAUAAAGAGUUCUGUAGUAAAUUUCA